This is a messenger RNA of Tricharina praecox, 979 nucleotides long. RefSeq lists its product as uncharacterized. Bases 295 to 528 code for a protein of 77 amino acids. NCBI's taxonomy places the organism in Eukaryota, Fungi, Ascomycota, Pezizomycetes, Pezizales, Pyronemataceae. The transcript has a single exon. The record is from RefSeq and is a predicted model, not a curated record.
CCCGCCUUCGCCUCCCCCCCUGUGCUCCUCAACCCCUACAUUGCCCCCCUGCUUUUCUAUUGUUACAUUCAACGCUAGAGCCGAACUUAUCAAUCAGACCAGGAGGAGGACGAAUGCUCAUGUAUCACCAAAAAAAAACGUAGUUCCCACAAUCGGUCUCCACGAGGAGGGCAUGGCUACCACCACCGCCGUCCGUCGCCUACUUACCUGACCUAAUCCAAACCCGCCGCCGCCCGCACUACCGAAUACCACUCAUACUCGUCCUGCGGCUUGGCUCGACUGACUUGACUUGACAUGCACUUGUGGCUUCUGCUACACAUGAUACAUACGAACGGACGAUGCUCCUGCUGCUAUGUACUGCUACCUACUGCUGCUGCUGCUGUUGCUGCUGCAGUAGUCGCGGUACACGUCCGGCGGGUAGUGGCUCCUGUGCACUUAGCUGAUCCCGAUAUCGUGGACGGACAGUCUACAGAACGACACGAGUGGAGCGGCCACGAGCACGCACUCACUCUCGUUGGGACUCAGUGAGGCGGCCUAGGGAGGUACAUCGUUAGCGGAGUCGAAUGGUUACAGGUUGUAUGUAACUACUACCGUUCAGUGGAAUGGCCACGGUCGUGCGAGUGGCCCAACGGGUGCCGUGCACAGAUCAUCAUCAUCGUGUCCGAGAACCUACAUACAUACUGGACAUACCGUAGCCACCUAGCUAUCUGGCCGAGAACUCCAUCCUGUCUGUGGCCAUGCCGCCGCCACCGACACCUCCACGCACGUCUUUGGACACAUCUACACGUACCUACCCUGAGAAAUACAAGUCAGAGGCACCCGCGGUUCCAAGAAUCAUGGCGGCCGCUGACUCCACCACCUCGCCGUGGACACCGGAUUCCGCCCAUCCCCCCCCAUCGCUUCCUCUCUUGCUGAUUCCUACCCGUUCACCGCCCUGGCAUUGCCCUCGCCGCCCAGUCAUUGCCCUCACCGCUCCUUG